This is a messenger RNA of Alnus glutinosa, 2274 nucleotides long. RefSeq names its product receptor like protein 22-like. Bases 168 to 2153 code for a protein of 661 amino acids. The transcript is spliced from 2 exons. Gene Ontology annotation, molecular function: protein binding. NCBI's taxonomy places the organism in Eukaryota, Viridiplantae, Streptophyta, Magnoliopsida, Fagales, Betulaceae. The record is from RefSeq and is a predicted model, not a curated record.
UUGACCUACGCUACAAUUCACUGAAUGGGAGUAUUCCAGCUUCUCUGUUUUCCCUUCCAUUAUUGCAAAAAUUACAACUUUCAAACAAUCAAUUUUCUGGUCAACUCAAUCAAUUUUCCAACAUUUCUUCUUACCUACUCGACACUCUUGAUUUGAGUAGCAACAACAUGCAAGGGCCAAUACCUAGGUCCGUAUUUGAACUCCGGGGCCUUAAGAUCCUCACACUUUCUUCAAACAAAUUCAAUGACUCCUUGCUGCUUAAUAUGAUUCAGCAGUUGAGAAAUCUUUCAAGUCUUGAUCUUUCGUACAACAUGUUAUCGAUUGAAGAUAAUAGAAUUAAUUCAUCUUUGUCCUUUCCCCAGAUUACCACAUUAAAAUUGGCUUCUUGCAUGUUGAAAAAGUUUCCUGAUUUCUUGAGAAACCAAACCAAAUUAACCUAUCUAGACCUUUCAGACAACCAGAUUGACGGAGAUCUACCAAACUGGCUCUGGAAACUUCGUGAGCUCAUGUGCUUAAAUCUCUCUUUUAACAGCCUAGUGACUCUGGAAGGACCUCUCUCCAAUCUUUCUUUUUUGAAUGUCUUGGACCUUCGCUCAAACCAGCUCCAGGGACAACUCCCAGUUCUACCACGGUUUGCCACGUACUUGGAUUUCUCGAGGAAUAAUUUCAGCUCUACAAUACCAGCUAGUAUUGGUGCCUCCCUUGUUUUUGCUUAUUUCUUUUCUCUUUCCAGCAAUAAAUUCAAGGGGGGCAUCCCUGUAUCAAUAUGCAAUGCGACGUAUCUUCAAGUUCUAGAUCUGUCUAAUAAUUCCUUCACUGGAAAAAUACCCCAAUGCUUGAUUGAGAUAAGUGGGACUCUUGGGGUACUGAAUCUAAGGAGAAACGAACUCAAUGGCCCAAUUCCUGAUUCCUUUCCAGGCGAUUGUGAUUUACAAACUUUGAAUCUCAAUGGAAACAAAAUAGUAGGACAGUUACCAAAGUCAUUGGCCAACUGCACAAAGUUGGAGGUCGUAGACAUUGGGAACAACCACAUUAAGGAUAUCUUCCCAUGUCACUUGAAGAAGUCAUCCAUGUUGCGCGUCCUUGUUUUGCGGUCUAACAAAUUUGGCGGGCGGAUUGAUUGUUCAGAGUCUAAUGCUAUCUGGCCAAUGCUUCAAAUUGUAGACAUAGCUUCAAACAAUUUUACCGGUACACUUCCAAAAAUUUAUUCUUGGCCGGCAAUGAUGGAUGAUGAAAAUGAGGCCCAAUCAAAGCUCAAUCACCUCCAAUUUAAAGUCUUAAGUUUCAAUGGAUUUUACUAUCAAGAUGCAAUAACAGUUGCCUUGAAAGGUCUACAACUGGAGUUUGUGAAGAUUCUAACUGUCUUCACCUCGAUUGACGUUUCCUGCAACAAUCUUGAGGGGCCAAUACCAGAAGCAUUUAGAGUACUUAAAUCACUAUAUGUUCUCAACUUGUCGCACAAUGCUCUUACAGGCCAAAUUCCACCAUCUCUGGCAAACUUGACUAUGCUGGAGUCAUUAGACUUGUCAAGCAACAAGCUUACAGGGAAGAUCCCAAUGCAACUUGCAGAUAAUCUGAAUUUCCUUUCGUUCCUAAACCUUUCGUUCAAUCAAUUGGUGGGGCCGAUUCCACAGAUCAAGCAAUUUGCUACAUUUUUGGAAGCUUCUUAUGCAGGAAAUACAAGAUUAUGUGGCUUCCCUUUGAAAGUGAAAUGUAGUGGUAUUGCGUCACCACCACCAGCAGCACCAAAAUCUCGGGACAGCGCUUCAACUAUGCUGAUUGGAUUUGAUUGGCAGUUCAUAGUGACUGGACUUGGUUUUGGGGUAGGAGCAGCUGUGCUUGUUGCCUUCCUGAUGUUUUGGGAGAAAGGGAGAAGAUGGCACGAUGAAAGCACUGAUAAAAUUCUGCUGGUGGUUCUUCCAAUGAUGGGAUUGUCUUACACAGGCUGCAACAAUAGGGCUGAGGCAGAGGAAGAUGCUGAAGAUGAGAACACAGGAGACUAUGAUGAUGAAGAAGAUGAAACGGAAGAUGAAUUUCGAGGACGGUACUGUGUUUUUUGUUCCAAACUGGACAUUAGUAGGAAGAGGGCCAUCCACGACCCCCAUUGUACAGGAUCAUCAACCCAAGAGAGGCGGGAUGAGAACAUAAGCUGAAAAUGUAAUUGAGUAGCCUUUUGGUUUUGAAAUAUUCUCCUUUUUGCCUAACAUCUGAAAUGGGUGUAUCUGUUCUGGUAUUAUAUGGAAAGAGAGCGUGGCAGAGUUGUGCCAUUACUCA